Molecule: messenger RNA, 2391 nt
Organism: Scomber scombrus (Atlantic mackerel)
Lineage: Eukaryota; Metazoa; Chordata; Actinopteri; Scombriformes; Scombridae
Product: reticulon-4-interacting protein 1 homolog, mitochondrial-like
Exons: 9
Coding region: 335-1618 (427 amino acids)
Cellular component (GO): mitochondrion
Molecular function (GO): oxidoreductase activity; zinc ion binding
Source: RefSeq, a predicted model, not a curated record
AGAAGAAAACAGGCUAGCUUGUUAUGUAGCUACCUAGCCGAAGAGAGGGUUGCUACUUGUUUUUUCUUAACAGUUCUUCUUUAAGACUAAUGUAAUACUUAGUUAUACAUUUAACGUUUACGCAGCCAUUGUCGUUUAUUUUACUGCACCUGUUUUAUAAAUAUUUUGCCGUGAGGAGAGUGGCGACAACCUGGACAUGUAAGCAGAGUAGCUACCUACGUAUACUGACAAGUGCUACUCCAUAAUGUUGUUGCGUUAUGUAGCUAUGAAAAGCUGACCUUGUAGACACAGUCAACUAAAGGACGGUUUACUUUGCAUUGGCUCUGUCAGGGCAAUGGCGUCUACUAGGUUUCUGUGCUUGUUCAGCGCUAGAACAGCAUUAGCAAGAGCAGGUUACAGCCGUGUGUGCUCCAGAAGAAGUGUCUGCAGCUCACCUUCAAGACUGCAGAGCUGCAUGUCAGCCUGGGUCAUUGAUCAGUAUGGCACUAAUGGGUUGUUGAGGCACACAGAAGAAAUCACCAUCCCCACUAUCAGUUCUGCUAGUGAGGUGAUGAUCCAAGUCCAUGCGGCUAGUCUCAACCCUCUUGAUAUAUCUAUGAGGGGUGGUUAUGGAGCUACGGUGCUUAAGUUGAGAAGGGAUCCACUGUCUGUGAUGAACACUGAUAGCGAAUUUCCUCUGAUCUUGGGUCGUGAUGUGUCUGGUGUUGUGGUGGACUGUGGAGCUGAGGUUACUCAUUUUGCUCCAGGAGAUGAGGUGUGGGCUGCUGUUCCCCCGUGGAAACAAGGCAGUCUGGCAGAAUUUGUCACACUAACAGAGUACGAGGUUUCCCAUAAACCAAAAUUACUGAGUCACACGGAGGCAGCAUCAAUCCCUUAUGUAGCCAACACCGCUCUGUCUGCACUUGUUAAUGCAGCUGGCCUUUGCCGAGACAGCUCUUCUAAUAAAAGAAUUUUGAUCACUGGAGGAUCGGGGGGUGUUGGAACAUUUUCUAUUCAGCUGUUGAAGGCCUGGGGUGCCCAUGUAACCGUAACCUGCUCUCAGAACGCAGAGGGCCUUGUUAGAGGCCUGGGAGCCGACGAGGUUGUGGACUACACAGCAGUAAACGUGGCUGACCAACUAGAAAUAAUGGAGAAGUUUGACGUGAUUAUUGACUGUGUGGGUGGUGAUACAGAGCUGUGGGCGAUGGGCCUGCUGAAGCCCUGGGCUGGGGCAAAGUACGUCACACUGGUAACACCUUUACUCCACAACACUGAUUCCAUGGGCUUGCUGGAUGGGACCUUUAAUGCUGUAUGCAACCUGCAGAGCAAGGCCAUACAGAAUAUAAUAUCAAAUGGAGUCUUUUACCGCUGGGGAUUUUAUACUCCAGAUGGACCUGCCCUGGACGAGGUCAGCAGGCUGGUGGAUGCGGGGAAGAUCCUGCCAGUUGUGGAGGCCCAGUUUCCAUUUGCUCAUGUGCCGCAGGCUUUUCAGAAGUUGGAGGAGGGCCACGCCAGAGGAAAGACGGUAGUCAGGGUGGCUGACGAGGAUGACAGACAGGCUGAAGAGAUGGUGCAACACGGUCACACAGAGACUGCAGAGUCGGAGCAAAAGGUGCAAGAAACAGUAAAGCAAAACUAGAGACAAAAAGAAAGAUUGUUCUCACCUUCACAAGGCUACUCUCUGACAGCAGCAGACUGUAUUAUCCAAAGAGAUCAGAGCUCCUGCUGUUGUGCUGCAGACUACAAGCGUGACCUGAGCUUGUAAUGGGAGCUUGCCAAAAGGCUGUUGUUGUUGUUAAAGCUGAAACCCUCCUGUACUGUCUUGAAGUUUUCAGAAGGUGCUCAGGCUAUGCUUUGUUUACUUCAUGGUGAAGUUACUACUGCGGACUGAUAAAUACCAUUCAAGUCAGGAUCCAACUGAUAAUAACAACCAUUGAUUGCUGCAGUCUAUGCAGGAGUUUUAUUAAAACAAUGUCUGUUACAUGACAGUCAGCUGGAAAUGUUUAUCGGUAGAAGUUAAUGAGACACCAGGUGAAGCAGACGCAGCACUGUAAGACAGGUAGGACUUUGUAUUCUUUUGCACUUGUUGGGUUGUUUUCCAACUUCUAUGAGCACGUGUGUUGUUAUAUGGAAAUCUUCCCUAUUAUCACAUUGCAUCUCACAUAUUGUGAACGCAGAAUUCAGUAAGUGAGCUGAAUGAAACAUCUGGGGGACAACAAACAAUGGAACUUCUAAUAUAAACCAUUUUUGUAAUUAAGUUGAACAUCAUGUGCAAAUCAGUCUACUGUAAAAUGUAUUUAAUACAUUUAUUGACAAAAAUACAUUCAUUUUUCCAAAAACAAAUGUUUGUCAUAUAGGUUUGACUGCACAAAAUAAAGAGACAUUUAAUGUGCUAAGCUGAGUUGUAUUUUU